Molecule: messenger RNA, 2262 nt
Organism: Acanthamoeba castellanii str. Neff
Lineage: Eukaryota; Discosea; Longamoebia; Acanthamoebidae
Product: ATPdependent RNA helicase Ddx1, putative
Exons: 15
Coding region: 1-2262 (753 amino acids)
Molecular function (GO): protein binding; RNA helicase activity; nucleic acid binding
Source: RefSeq, a predicted model, not a curated record
AUGGCAGCGGCGUUUGAAGAGUUUGGAGUGAUGCCAGAGCUGAUAAAGGCGGUGGAGGAGCUGGGGUGGACUCUUCCCACAGACAUCCAGGCUGAGGCUAUCCCGCUCAUCCUCGGCGGAGGCGACGUCAUGGCCGCUGCCGAGACGGGAGCUGGCAAGACGGGGGCUUUCGGUCUGCCCGUGCUGCAGAUCGUACACGAGGUGCUGCGAGAAGCGGCCAUGCCUCACCAGACCUCGUCGUCUUCCUCAUCUUCAUCUUCAUCUUCAUCUUCAUCUCCCUCCACCGACACUGCCGUGGGCACGAAGGUAGCCCUGAGCCCUGACGACCGAGAUGCGCGGGUCGCGGUGGAUGCACGCGGGCUCGUGUGCCAAUCCCGUGACGAGUUCCAGUGGGGUGGCUGUCGCGCCACCGUGGGCGUCACCACAGGCAAGUACUACUACGAGGCAAAGGUGACCGACGAGGGUCUCUGUCGUGUGGGUUGGUCCACCAGGGCCGCUGCGCUGGAUCUCGGCACCGACGCCCACGGCUACGGAUUCGGCGGCACAGGCACACACUCGCGCUUCGUCUCUAAUCAUUGCAAGAAGUCCAACAGGAGGCAGUUCGACACGUACGGCGAACCCUACGGCAAGAACGACGUGAUCGGGUGCUUCAUCGACUGCGACGAGGGCACCAUCCACUUCACCAAGAACGGACGCUCGCUGGACAAGGCCUUCGAUAUCCCGCCUCGCGGCUUCGCCUUCUACCCCGCCGUCGUGCUCAAGAAUGCGGAGAUGGAGUUCAACUUUGGCCAUUCGCCGUUCAAAUACGACCCGGGAGAUUACAAGCCCAUCUCCGCGGCUCCCAUCGCCGAGACCACGCUCGGCGCCGCUGGGUCGGCCGGCCGCAAAGGACGUGGCCCGUUGGCGAUCAUUAUCGAGCCGACGCGGGAGCUGGCGCAGCAGACACACGAGCAGUUGGGCCUGUUCAAGAAGCACCUGACGGCGCCCAGCCUGGAGAUCCUUCUGCUCGUGGGCGGCAUGCCCGUACCGCCCGCCCUGAACGCCCUCAAGCACGGUGUCGACAUCAUCACCGCCACCCCGGGCAAGCUCAUGGAUCUCAUUAAGUCGGGCAAGGUGGACCUGUCGGACGUGCGGUUCUUUGUGUUGGAUGAGGCCGACCGCUUGGUCUCCCAGGCCGAAGACGCGGCGGCUAUCAGUGACCUCUACUCGAAGCUGCCCAAGGCCGUGCACCGGCUGCAGGUGCUCAUGUUCUCGGCCACCCUGCACUCGCCCGAGAUCACCGACAUGUCGCAGAAGAUCUGCAAGUUCCCGACGUGGGUCGACCUCAAGGGCAAGGAGAGCGUACCCGAGACGGUGCACCACGCCAUUGUGUGGGCGGACCCGGACAAGGACCACUCUUGGGUGAGCCCGCUCAAGCGGCCCAAGACCGACGGCAUUCACGCCAAAGAUUCGCACCCGACGACGAAGACCGUCGCCACCAACGAGCUGCAUUACUCGCAGGCCGUCAAACUGCUCAAGCCCAUCCUGGUGGCCAAGGUGAUCGACGCACACAAGAUGGAUCAGGCGCUCAUCUUUGUGCGAACGCGGGUGGACGCGGACUGCCUCGAGGCCUACUUCAACGACCUCGGCGGCAAGGAGAAGGGCAAGAGAGCGCUCAUCGAGCAUGCCUACUCGUGCGCGUCGCUGCAUUCGGGCCGUUCGAUGCGGGAACGGAGCGCGGCGCUGGAGGGCUUCAAGAACGGUGAGAUCCGGUUCCUCAUCUGCACCGACGUGGCCGCUCGCGGUAUCGACAUCAAGGAGCUGCCCUACGUCAUCAACGUGACGCUGCCCGACAAGUCGGAGGAUUACAUUCACCGCGUGGGCCGCGUGGGCCGUGCCGAUCGCCUGGGCAUGGCGAUCUCCAUCGUGGCGCGAGGCAAGGAGAAGGUGUGGUUCCAUCAGUGCAAGAGCCGCGGCUCCGGCUGCCAGGACGUGCGACUGGUGGAGGAGGGCGGGUGCGGUCUGUGGUUUGACGAGCCCUCCUACAUCGCCGCCAUCCAGAAGCGACUCGGCGGCGAACCCAUCCCCGAGUUGGACAGCAACAUGCAGCUCCCGGGAGCAAGCGAGGGAGAGGUGGUCUACGGGCAGAAGAAGGACCAAUCGGACAGCCACGAUACGCUCAUCCACCUGCAGCAGCUCACGCCGCUGGUGAAGCAGUUGGCCGUGCUCGAGAGCGCCGCGCAGAAGCAGUACUGGAACCUGCGCUGCGGCUUCUCCUCUUGA